GUGCUGCCAUUGGUGGCUAGGGAUGUCUAUCACCGGGUCCCAGCCAGAGAUUCCCUGCCAACACCUGGCGAUCGGGGAGAGAGCUGUGUGUGAACAACACGGGUCUUUCUCCUGCAGGCAAGAACAUGCUGCUUUGUAUUUCUCUGCACAGCAUGUCUCCCUAGUAAAACACACACGGCACAUGAUGUAAAACACACACGGCACACAGUUAACCCUUUGAUCACCCCAGAUGUUAACCCCAUCCUGCCCAGUGUCAUUAGUACAGUGUCAUUGCUUUUUAUUAUCACUGAACACUGUAUUAGUGUCAUUGGGGAGGUCAGUGGCAGUUAGUCAGUUCCACCGAGUUUCAGAAUGCCCGCAGCAGUCCCACUAUAAGUUGCUGA
Staurois parvus is the source of this 383-nucleotide messenger RNA. Lineage: Eukaryota; Metazoa; Chordata; Amphibia; Anura; Ranidae. The record is from the annotation of a GenBank genome assembly.